Morchella sextelata is the source of this 2856-nucleotide messenger RNA. RefSeq lists its product as uncharacterized. NCBI's taxonomy places the organism in Eukaryota, Fungi, Ascomycota, Pezizomycetes, Pezizales, Morchellaceae. Bases 1 to 2856 code for a protein of 951 amino acids. The record is from RefSeq and is a predicted model, not a curated record. The transcript has 2 exons.
AUGUACCAUCCAGCACCCGUCUUGGUCGACCCUCGCCCGCAAUACCCCUGCGACACGCUCUACUGCGCCUGCCAAUUCUCCAUCGGUCCAGCGCCUCCCCCGCACUGGUCCUCCAAUGCCGCUCCACCGGCGAUCACCACUCUGCCCGAGAAGCCGAACACAAUCAAGAAACAUGUUAGCUGGGCUGGCCCGUCAAGUGUUGAGACUGAGUGGGAGUACGAACUCAAACGUCCCACCGGUCCCGCGGUGGAUGUCGCUGUCGAGAGGAACAACACGCAGGAUGGGAGAAGGCUCAAUAUUCGUCUGUCCGGUGGUCAUCUUCGCGCCCACUAUGCUCCGCCAAGCAAUACUGCGGCCGAGAGGGUGUCGAAAGUUGUUUCGUUAGAUGAGGAAACGGUCGAACGAAUCCGGGCGGAGAUCAGGAAGGAUUUCGAGAAGAUUCACGGAAAGAACGCACAAGCACAAGCACAGGCACCCCCUGCUGAACUCGAGAUCACCAGACAGCACGAUCACAUCAAGAAGGAUUCCGAUCAGUCGAAAGAGAUCUCUGAGAAGGAAAAGAUGGAGAAGAUCAGAGAUGAGGUGCGAAAGGAGAUGGCCGCCACAUACGACGAAAAGAUGAAAUCUCUUGAGGCUCGUGAACUGGAUAUUCAAAGGAGGAUGGAUGCGAUUAGGAAGAGGGAAGCUCAAUGGAUUGAAAGUUACGGGGAGGGCAUCAUCAAAGGCAAACCUGCUGAAUCAGUCCGCCCGCAGUCUCCACCAGAGGUCGAAGAACAGAAUUUCGUGUCAGACCUCGACAACGUCAGCGCCAACGAAGAAGAAGAUCUCCCAGCUGCACUCAGCGAAGACGAGCCACAAAAGACUCCACGCCCAAUGAGGUGGCUAUUCCGCGACCACGAGCUCAAAUCCUACUACGAGUCCCCCCUAUCCGGCGGGGAGGAAGACCGUGCCUCCACCACAGGCGACAGCUCCAGCGGCCACGACGAAACCGUCGCCUCCCCCCAAAGCUCCACUCUACGCCUGGAGAGCACCUCCGAGAGUGUCAAAGCACACGUCGCCCAUCUUACCGGCGCGACAAAGUCGGCAGGCCUUUUCGGUAAAGUCUCGCAGAUGUUCAGCAGCAGGCCGUCGAGCAGGAUGGAAGAAACCAAUACGUUUCGAGAUGUACCAGCCGCCGAGGGUAGCUGCUACAACUUUGAACUCUUUGAUGCGGGGCCUUCAAGGCAGCCGUGGAAGUGGUUUGAGACAGGGAGGAACGAGAACGUGUCGAAAGCCACAGUAAUGGGUCCUACCUACAACAUCUCAUCCUUGAUUUCGAAUCCGGACGGGAUAAGCCUCAAGCGUUCUUAUGAACAAACACCACACACGUCUGCCAAUGGCGGCAUGACUGGGAGAACAAAUCCCGACACUGAGUUUCAACAAAAACCUCCAUCUUCGUCAUGUUCGUCGUCUUAUGUCAGUGCCCUCCGCGAUCUCAAGCUAGAUGACGGCUCGCCCAAGAAGUCAAAGUUCGUAUUUGGAAUCAGAGGCUCAAAAGAUUCUUUAGCCUUGCCAAGGAGUACGAACUCUUCACAAAGCACGGUGAUAAAGACUCCUCAAGCAUCGCCGUUGGAGAAGGGAAUACCAGAGCUGCGCAACCAUUUCUCCCCGGAUAAGCAAGCGACUGCAUCUCCACUCAAUAUGAAGGGCGAAGAUUCGCCCAGCAGUCCAGUGGUUGAAGCAAAACAACCGGUAUAUGAUGCUCCUCCGGCACCUCUGGUUAAGAAGGAAUCAAGUGUGAGCGAUGUGUCAGAGGCAGCCGACUUGGAAGACAGAGAUUUCUCUUUCUGUGAACCGUUUUACGACUGGUCAAUUCAUGAUAACAGACUUCACGAGUAUCGGUUCAGGCUGCCGACGAAGAAAGAACUCUAUGAUAGGGAAUUACAAGCUGCGGCUCCUCUACGCAGCGCGCCGGGUUCGAUCAAUUUUGAAGAGAAUUCGAAUAUCAGUUCCAAUUUAUUCAAGGCCACGAAAUACAUGAUGAGAGGUGCAAGGUUAACCAAGCCGGAUAUAAGGAUGACCGGAGAGCUCAAAUGGCCACCCUCGCCGACUGUCUACACACUGAGCUCCACAUCAAGCUCAGACAACGGCGAAUUCGAAACUCGCCAUGAUCAAAACACCGCCGCGGACACUGAAGGAGACUUGCUUCUUUCCAACGAGCCUAUCCUCAACCCCAACCGCUCGCCAACGAAAAGACCCGCCGCCGUUGAACAAUCCCAUAUCCUCGAUGAACCUAUCGUCUUUGCCGCAAAUCCAUAUAUGCAAUUCCAUUCUCCUCCUAUAACACCCACGAAAUCUCACUCGCCUCCACUUUCCAAGAACGUACGAGUGUUCACAUUCCCGCCGAGCACAAUCGGGCAUGAACUCUCCAUCACCAUAUCCCGCAGCGUCUCGGAAACCUCUACACAUAGUGAUGAUGGCCGUGACGCUCCUCCGCCAACUGAUCAUGAGAAGAGCAUUCCCCCAAGCUCGCACGAUCAUUUCGAAGACGCCGCAAACGAACGGAAGAGCAAGCGUGUGAAGUCGGUUCACUGGGGGGCUUCGACCGAAGCGGAACGGCAGUUUGCGGUUUCGGAGGGAAUGAGUUAUUAUGAAGUUGAUAGUGAUGAGCAUUCCGAUCCAGAGUAUGACUGGUCUGAAGACGGAGAGGACGGGAAUGAUGAAGAGAACAGGGAUGAUGGGGGUGACGGCGAUGACGAGGAUGGUGAAUUAGACGACGAAGGCGAGGAGGAUGAUGGGUAUGAAGGGGAGGGCGAUGCGUCCUCGUUGUGCGGGAGUCAGGCGUCCACGAAGGGGGUUGUUGAUGCUACUUAUUAG